Molecule: messenger RNA, 2076 nt
Organism: Nakaseomyces glabratus
Lineage: Eukaryota; Fungi; Ascomycota; Saccharomycetes; Saccharomycetales; Saccharomycetaceae
Gene: TFC6
Product: transcription factor TFIIIC subunit TFC6
Biological process (GO): transcription by RNA polymerase III
Cellular component (GO): transcription factor TFIIIC complex
Molecular function (GO): protein binding; DNA binding
Source: RefSeq, a predicted model, not a curated record
AUGGACAAGAAGAGGGGCAGAGGCAGGCCUCGCAAACAUGCCAUUGAUGAGACGGCCAGCGAGAGUAUAGCUGUGGCGGCGCUGAAGAGCAUGGAAGGUGCGGUCGCCAACGCCAGCACUGCCAAGGGUAAGGGCACUGCCAAGGAUGAAGGUGCCGGGCGUAAGUUGAGGAGGCGUGGGAGGCCACGGAAGGUUGUGGAAGCGGCUGCAGUGACGCCAAUUGACGAUGCUGCUGCUGCUGGCGCCGCUGGCGCUGCUGCGGUUGACGACGCUGUGAUAGACGCCAAGCUUAAAGACGAUGACGGCGACGAGGAGUACGUGCACCAGGAAGACGACGGUGACGACGGCGACGAUGGCGAUGAUGGCGACGACUAUGUAGAUGGAGACGAUGCAAUUGACGUUGAGUUUCAGCCCAGGGCCAAGAAACAGAAGAAAGUGAGGAUUUUAUCGAAAAAGAGAGGCAUCGCGUCUACGCUGCUGCAGAAAGGCAGGAUCAUCAGGACUUUGAAGGACCUGUCCUCCGCCAGGGACAAGAUCGAGAGGAUCUACGGCCUGGAUCGGGCCAAGCUGUUGAAGCUGGCCAUUGUCAAGGAAUGCUUCGAGAACGAUUUGUUCAACGUAAGACAGGAAACCAUUGAGCCCACAUCGCCUUUCUGGUUUGAAUCAAAGCACAGCAGCGAGUUGCCAAACGCUGGUAGAGAUUUACAGGACGAUAUUGCACAUAUUUGGGCAUCCAUGGAUGCACACCCAGCACAGUUUGGUGCUGUUUCAGAGAAAGAGUACAAUGCCCUCUUUAAAGUGAGAGCAGAGCCCAUUGAUUGUCAAAUUGGAGAAACUGGUAUCUCUCUAUCUGCAGGUCAGAAAGCAGAACUCCCUGUGCUCCCUACUUAUCAACGCUACGGGCUAGUAUACAACGCUGGGGCUUUUGUCACCGACAUGGCCUGGCACACCACCAAGAGAGGCGACGAGCAGGUUCAGUACCUAGUGUUGGCACUUUCUCAGUACGGCCAGGAGCCAGAUGAUAAGCAUUUGCGGAUGUUUGGUAAAGAAGAGCAUAUUGCGUGCUUGCAGGUGUUUAGAUUUGAUCCGCACACUCUCUCGCUUGAGAAAAUACAUGAUAUCUUACAUCCGUAUGGAGAAGUAUGGGAUUUGAAGUGGCACGAGGCUCUUGAUCAGACUGAAGACACGAUUGGCGCCUUAUUCUUUGCUUGUCAAGAGGGUACAGUGAGGUCCUUGAAUAUCCCUACAACAGCUAGUGAGGAGCCUGUUCUUUGCCAAGCCACAAAUAUUGCACUGGGGGUUAAGGGCAACUGUGUGACGACGUUUGAUUUUGUUAGCGUGAGCCGAGUUAUAUGUGGGUUCCAAAACGGUUACGUUGCGGAGUUUGACCUUUGCGAUACACAGGCGUUGCAAAGGCCCUCGUAUUAUUUGCAAGUAUGCUCCACCUACAUAUCGACCAUAGUCACAGCGCACUCGGAGUUUGAAGCUAGCACCAUCGGUGCGGUUUCGCUAGACGGGUAUUUCUACAUAUUUGACCCUGCCAGCAUACACACCUCUAAAGUGAAGACGAGUAGGUAUCGUGGUGGUAACCAGUUCCCGAUAGUAUACAUGCCGAAGCUGUAUAGUUUCUUCUGCACAGACGGUGCCAACAUCGUUCGUGCGGUCCCACCGCGUGCCUCGUUCGCACAGCACUCAAUGGGGUCCAUGCCCACCACAGUGACAGCACUGUCGGCGUCGACACUACACCCCAUGUUGCUCAGUGGGCUCAGCUCCGGCGGACUGUACAUCACAAACGCCGUGAGGCGGUUGCUGACGGGUGUUAAGAACGUCGCCAGCGUCGGGCGGACUCUACGGUUGUGGAAGUGGGACUACAACCCUUCUGCGGACCAGUACCGCCUGGAUCCUAACUACGAGGUGGAGAAAGCCGGCGGCGGGGAGAUUAGCACCAUCGAGCUGGACGCCCCACAGGUGGCCAUCACCGCUACCAAGUGGAACGAGUCCACGGAGUGCGGCAGGUUCUACAGCUUCUCCAUCAGCGCUGGUAUUGUAACAAUAGAGAGAAUCGGUGAGAAGUAG